AUGUCUUCAGACGACUCAAUGAGCGAUUCUGACGGCUCUUUCCAAACAAAGCCAUCCAAAGGCAACACAAAGAAGAAGCUGUCGGUUGAGAGGAUAUACCAGAAGAAGACACAGUUGGAGCACAUCCUCCUUCGACCCGACACUUACAUCGGUUCCGUCGAGAGGGAGACCAAACAAAUGUGGGUCUAUAACGAGGACUCGGGUAUGGAGUUGAGGGACAUCUCAUACGUUCCCGGGCUCUAUAAGAUCUUCGACGAAGUGCUGGUCAACGCCGCCGACAACAAGCAACGCGACCCAAAGGGCAUGUCUUGUAUUCGCAUUGAUAUCGACCCGGAGAAGAAUGAGAUAAUGAUUUUCAACAAUGGAAAAGGCAUUCCAGUGAUUGAACACAAGGACGAGAAGAUGGAGAAGAAUGAGAUAAUGAUUUUCAACAAUGGAAAAGGCAUUCCAGUGAUUGAACACAAGGACGAGAAGAUGUUUGUGCCGACACUGAUCUUCGGCCAUCUGCUGACGUCUUCCAACUACGACGACAAUGAGAAGAAAGUGGUCGGCGGUCGCAACGGUUACGGCGCCAAACUCUGCAAUAUAUUCAGCACACGAUUCAAAGUGGAGACCAGUUGUAAGCAAUAUAAGAAGGCCUUCAGUCAGGUCUGGACCGACAAUAUGCAGAACACGUCGGAGCCGAAGAUCACCUCAUCGGCCAAUGAAGACUUCACACGCAUUACGUUCUCUCCCGACCUCUCGAAGUUCAAAAUGGAUUCGCUGGACAAAGACAUCGUCUCUCUGUUCUCCCGUCGGGCGUACGACUGCGCCGGCGCUGCCAAAGGUGUUAAAGUGUUUCUCAACGGCAAACGCCUGCCAAUCAAUGGCUUCAAGGAUUACGUCGAGCUCUUCGUCAGAGGCAAAGAGGAUGAGACGGGCGAACAGUUGAAGACCGCUUACGAAGUGGUCAACAAUCGGUGGGAAAUCGCGGCCACCGUUAGCGACAAAGGCUUCCAACAGGUCUCGUUCGUCAACUCAAUAGCGACCACACGUGGGGGUAAACACGUGGACUAUAUUGCCGAUCAAAUUGUGGCCAAAAUGGUGGACAUAAUCAAGAAGAAGAACAAAGCGGGUGUCAAUGUAAAGCCCUUUCAAAUCAAGAACCAUUUGUGG
Medioppia subpectinata is the source of this 1155-nucleotide messenger RNA. The record is from the annotation of a GenBank genome assembly. NCBI's taxonomy places the organism in Eukaryota, Metazoa, Arthropoda, Arachnida, Sarcoptiformes, Oppiidae.